This is a messenger RNA of Trichoplax adhaerens, 1476 nucleotides long. RefSeq lists its product as uncharacterized. The record is from RefSeq and is a predicted model, not a curated record. Gene Ontology annotation, cellular component: Golgi apparatus. NCBI's taxonomy places the organism in Eukaryota, Metazoa, Placozoa, Uniplacotomia, Trichoplacea, Trichoplacidae. The transcript has 14 exons. The annotation marks the transcript as partial.
UUUAAUGUUGAGAAAUACAUUUUUAAAUCAAGAGGAUCUAAGGAUGAAGGCUAUGAAAAACAUCAAUUUAAUCAAUUUGAGAGCGACAUAAUUGGAGCCUAUCGACGUGUACCAGAUACUAGGAAUCCUCUCUGCAAGAAUAAAAUAUACCGGCUUAACAUGCCAUCAGUAAGUGUUGUGAUUAUUUUUCAUAACGAAGCCAGAUCAACAUUACUAAGGACUGUUCAAAGUGUUCUAGAUCGAACUCCUCCUCAUUUGCUGUCGGAAAUUGUGCUAGUAGAUGAUAAUAGCGAUGAUGCUACUCUAGGUCAAGAACUUCUCACCUUGCCAAAAGUCAAGCUUAUCCGAAAUAAAAAAAGAGAGGGGCUGAUAAGAUCUCGAGUAUUUGGUGUAAAAAGUAGCCAAGGCAAAGCAAUUAUAUUCCUUGAUAGUCACUGUGAAGUCAAUCAGCAAUGGGCAGAGCCGCUACUAGAACAGAUUGUAUUGAAUCCUAAAGCGAUUGUUAGUCCUGUCUUGGAUAAUAUUGAUAUGAAUACGUUUGAAUAUCAAGAAGGCACUGAAGAUGUUCGUGGAGGGUUUGACUGGAGUUUAACAUUUCGCUGGGACUACAUGACAGAGGCUAUGAUAAAUCAAAGAAUAGAUCCUACGUCACCAAUUAAGACGCCGACCAUUGCUGGUGGUAUCUAUGCCGUUUCUAAGCAAUGGUUCAACGACUUAGGAGAAUAUGAUAUGGGACAAAAGAUCUGGGGUGGAGAAAAUUUAGAGUUGUCAUUUCGGGCGUGGAUGUGCGGUGGAUUUAUGAAAAUAAUACCUUGUUCUAGAGUUGGACAUGUCUUUCGGCUUCAGCACCCUUAUAUCUUUCCUGAAGGUGCGGGUAGAACAUACUACAGAAAUUUGCGACGUGUUGUUGAAGUUUGGUUAGAUGAAUAUAAGGUUUAUUUUUACCAAAUACGAAAAAUUAUUAAGAGUAUAGACUACGGAAACGUUAAAUCAAGGAAACAGCUACGAAAGAGGCUUCAUUGCCAAACUUUUAAGUGGUACUUAGACAAUGUGUAUCCUGAACUUCAUGUCCCAACUCCUUAUAAAGCAGUAUAUGGUCAUUUUAAGCAGGGAAGAUUGUGCUUAGUAACAGGCAUAGAGAGAACUAUUGUAGCCCUUCUUCAAGUCAAGCCAUGCAGUAACGUUACAAACACUCAUAAGUGGGCUAUCGUUAGCGCAAAGCUUAUUCGUCUAUAUGACUUUUGCAUAACAUUAGACAAUUAUCGCGCAACAAAAGCACAAGCCGUUAAUUUACAAAGUUGCCGUAAUGAUGAUCCUCGCCAGGAAUGGGAAUAUUCUGAUACUGGACACUUAAGACAUCGAAUGACUGACAUGUGUUUGGAAGGAAGAAUGCAAUCACAUGAGCUGGAAACUUUGAAGACAGCACAAUGUUCAGAUACUACAUCUCAACGUUGGCAAUUUAUUAAAUCUUUGUAG